This is a messenger RNA of Daucus carota subsp. sativus, 2205 nucleotides long. RefSeq names its product pumilio homolog 12. The record is from RefSeq and is a predicted model, not a curated record. Gene Ontology annotation, biological process: post-transcriptional regulation of gene expression. Gene Ontology annotation, cellular component: cytoplasm. The transcript is spliced from 5 exons. Gene Ontology annotation, molecular function: mRNA binding. Lineage: Eukaryota; Viridiplantae; Streptophyta; Magnoliopsida; Apiales; Apiaceae. Bases 1 to 2205 code for a protein of 734 amino acids.
AUGGGAAAACAAUUAAAUGAACUUGAGUUUGAUGAAUUUGAAAAACUUCUGGGCGAGAUUCCGAGUGCAACUUCCAGGAACCCCAACCUAAUCUCAGAAGAAUCUGGAAUUGCUAACCAAAGAACAACAACUAAUGGAAAGCUGGUUAACGGUCAUGGGAAUUUAGAUGUAGGAAAUGCAUCUUUGGAUAGAACUCAGAAAUCUGAUAUCAAUAUAAUACAACAAGAAGAACCAAAUCUCCCUGAUGAUCAGUCCUUAACCUCUGUGUUUGCAGAAUUUGGUUUCAGUGACAGGGAAAUUGCAGGCUCUGCAAGUCCUCUUAUCAACAAUGCAGUUUUUGGACUGAAUGGACAAUACACAAAUGGCUUCACGAGUUUUGCGUCAAAUAUGGACCCUCAUUUUUUAAUUAGUCCACCUAGAGCAGCAAGUAUUUCCCCUAUUGCUUUUGAUGGGUUUAAUGUGAAUGUCCAACCAAUGAAGAAGCAGCCAACUGACAAUUUCACUCAUGCUGUGCCAUUAGGUCAUGAUAUGCACGGAUUUCACCCAUCACCAAAUGUUCCUAUUCCUAGCAUAGAGUUUCCAGUCAUUCAAAAUCGGCAGCAACUCUAUGCAGAUGGUCUAUCUGGAUUAUCUUAUUUACAUCCACAACUCAAUCAACCUCAAGUAACAUGGAGACGCAUAGAAGAGGAACAAUAUUUCAGAAUGCAUCAACAUUUCAUGUAUCUGCAGCAACUUCGUAAUCAACAGUUGGAAGCUCAGCAUCCCAUUCAAGAAUGUGGAAACAUUGUACAGCUUAUGAACAGGAAUGCACGACACCUAUGUCAGGAGAAGCCAGUCUCUUAUCACCUAGAGGAAUGUAAGCAAGAGCCAUUGUUUAGCAAGACUAUGUAUCAUAAGAGCACGGAUCAUAUUCGUUCCACUAUUCCCUCAGCUAAUGUUCACUCAGGCAGAGUUUCUGAACAAGUGGGUAAACAUAAGUUCCCAGAAAAGAUUCUUACUAGGGCAAAUGGUUUAAAUUCUCUUAGGUCUGUCAAGUUUGGUUCCUUUGGAGGUGACGAGCCUAUUUUAAAUGUGAACCAUAAUGGAAGGGUUUUGCCAAAAGAAUAUAUCAAUCACAGUAUAUCGGCCCAGAAUUUUGAACUCCAAAUGGAAAACACAAGCUCAUGUGGUUUCUCAACUGGCACUUAUGACUUCAAAUUGAAUAGCACAAAGCCGCCACUUCAUAAAUACAACUCCUUGGAGGAAUUCGCGGGUAGAAUACAUCUUAUGGCAAAAGAUCAACAUGGGUGCAGGUUCUUACAGAGAAUAUUUACCGAGGGAAAUCAAGAAGAUGUAGAGAAAAUAUUCCGUGAAACAAUUGUACACAUUGUUGAGCUUAUGACCGAUCCUUUUGGAAAUUACCUUGUCCAGAAGCUUCUGGAAGUAUGUGAUGAGAAUCAACAGAUGCAGAUACUCCAUUCCAUCACAAGAAAACCCGGAGAUCUUGUUAGAAUUUCAUGCGACAUGCACGGGACUAGAGCUGUUCAGAAAAUUAUUGAAACACUCAAGACACAAGAACAAUUUUCAACUAUUGUUUCCGCACUGAAGCCAGGAAUAGUUACUAUAAUAAAAAAUAUGAACGGCAAUCAUGUUGCCCAACGAUGUCUGCAGUACUUAACGACUGAACAUAGUGAGUUCCUCUUUGAUGCAGCGACAGCUAAUUGUGUUGAACUAGCAACAGAUCGUCAUGGGUGUUGUGUGCUACAAAAAUGCUUAAACCAUUCUAAUGAUGCACAAAGACAUCGUUUGGUCCAGAAGAUCACAUCAAAUGCCCUUAUUCUCUCUCAAGAUCCAUUUGGAAAUUAUGUAGUGCAAUAUGUCUUUGAGAUUCAUGUUCCGUGGGCAGCUGCUGAAAUUCUUGACCAACUUGAAGGAAACUAUGCUGACUUGUCAAUUCAGAAGUAUAGUAGUAAUGUAGUUGAGAAAUGCCUUAAAUAUGCAGGCGAAGAAGGUCGACUUUCAAUUAUUCAAGAGCUUAUAGACAGUACUUGUAUAGAUCGAAUCAUGCAAGAUCCAUAUGGAAAUUAUGUUGUCCAAGCAGCACUAAAUCUUUCCAAGGGAGCUCUUCAUGUUGCAUUGGUGGAGGCUAUAAGAACAAAUGUUCAUGUGCUCCGAAGUAGCCCAUACGGAAAGAAAGUUCUUUCGAGCAAUGGACUAAAAAAAUGA